This is a messenger RNA of Rhagoletis zephyria (snowberry fruit fly), 2029 nucleotides long. RefSeq names its product serine/threonine-protein phosphatase 2A 56 kDa regulatory subunit gamma isoform-like. The record is from RefSeq and is a predicted model, not a curated record. Gene Ontology annotation, cellular component: cytosol; protein phosphatase type 2A complex; nucleus. NCBI's taxonomy places the organism in Eukaryota, Metazoa, Arthropoda, Insecta, Diptera, Tephritidae. Gene Ontology annotation, biological process: signal transduction; protein dephosphorylation. Gene Ontology annotation, molecular function: protein phosphatase activator activity.
UUUUUUUUACCUUAAUCACAGAAACACCUGCUAAUGAACGUGAGCAACUUUUGAUACAAAAGUUAAGACAAUGCUGUACGCUCUUCGAUUUUUCCGAGCCAUUAAGCGACCUAAAAUGGAAGGAAGUGAAACGAGCGGCGCUGCACGAAAUGGUGGAGUAUCUGUCCAAUCAGAAUGGGGUUAUCACGGAGGCAAUAUAUCCGGAGGCAAUAAAUAUGUUUGCAGUAAACUUAUUUCGCACAUUACCGCCAUCGUCAAAUCCUAACGGUGCUGAAUUUGAUCCGGAAGAAGAUGAGCCGACGUUAGAAUCAUCUUGGCCUCAUCUGCAAUUUGUUUAUGAACUGUUUUUGCGUUUUCUUGAAUCGCCAGAUUUUCAGCCGAACAUCGCCAAACGUUAUAUUGAUCAUCAAUUUGUGUUGCAACUGCUGGAACUUUUUGAUUCGGAGGAUCCACGCGAACGUGACUUCCUAAAGACUGUACUGCAUCGGAUCUAUGGGAAGUUCUUGGGUUUGAGAGCAUUUAUACGCAAGCAAAUCAAUAACGUAUUCUAUCGUUUUAUUUAUGAAACCGAACAUCACAAUGGCAUUGCUGAACUCUUGGAAAUCCUCGGUAGUAUUAUCAAUGGUUUUGCAUUGCCAUUAAAAGAGGAGCACAAACAAUUUCUGCUGAAAGUACUCUUACCGUUGCACAAAGCGAAAAGUCUGUCUGUUUAUCAUCCGCAGCUAACAUACUGUGUAGUGCAGUUCCUGGAGAAAGAUCCAAGCCUAUCAGAGCCAGUCAUAAGGAGUCUUUUGAAGUUCUGGCCCAAAACACAUAGUCCCAAAGAAGUGAUGUUUUUAAAUGAACUGGAGGAGCUACUCGAUGUCAUCGAACCAGCUGAAUUUCAAAAAGUUAUGGAACCGCUGUUUCGGCAAAUUGCCAAAUGUGUGUCGUCACCACAUUUUCAAGUCGCCGAACGUGCGCUUUACUACUGGAAUAACGAGUAUAUAAUGUCGCUGAUCGCUGAUAAUUCACAAGUCAUAUUGCCGAUAAUGUUUCCGGCAUUAAAUAGAAAUUCAAAAACGCAUUGGAACAAAACGAUACAUGGACUUAUUUAUAAUGCACUUAAGCUGUUCAUGGAGAUGAAUCAACGUCUUUUCGACGAGUGUAGUCGAAAUUACCGUCAGGAAAAGCAGCUGGAACGCGAAAAGAUGUCGCAACGCGAAGAGCUUUGGAUGCAGGUUGAGUCUUUGGCCAAAAGUAAUCCUGAGUGGCCAAAAAUGUGUGGUCAAAUGGACAAUUUAAGUAUUUCAAGUAGUCAAAACGAGUUUGAAGAAAAUGAGAAUUGUGAUCUGACUUACGACAAAUUUGAACAAGAAAACAGACAACAACAGAUGCAACCCCAACAACAAGCAGCACAGGAAACUAGAGAGGUGCGAGGUGAACGCAAUAAAGACAAGCCGUUGUUAAGAAAAAAGUCGGACUUGCCUACUGACAGUGGCACAAUUCGUGCUCUAAUCGAACACAAGCGGCCGGAUGACUUCUUAAAGACACCACCGGAUGUAAACAAAUACUAAGUUAAAUAUUAAGGCGAAGCAUAUGGCAAAAUCGGAGCCAGCGACACUUGCACACGACUUGAUAAUCAACAUAUAUAGAAAUAUACAAAAAAAAAAAAAAAAUGGAACAAUAAAUAAUAUUUAAGUGUACGUGAUGUACAUGCAAUUAUUACAGUUUAACAAUUUCAAUUUUCAUUAGACCCAGGUACCAUUAAACUUUAAUAAUUUUAAGCUUAAAUUAACGCAAAUUAAUUAUUCGUAUAUCUUUUGUUGUAUUCGCCGUAAAAAUGCAAAAAACAACAUAGUCUAUAUGAAAGCUUGUAAUGACGUGAACUAAAUUAUCCAUGAUUAUUAUACAUAAAUAUAAUCCAUAUUGUUAUAAUCUAAAUACAUAUAUAUCAGUCAAACCUUUUAAAAACAAAUGAAAACUAUCACAUGUGCGAUGCUUUGCUUGAAUUCGACUUGAAAAUACAUACAUACGUAUAAAACCAAGA